Messenger RNA from Rana temporaria (common frog), 1986 nucleotides. Its product is annotated as cytochrome P450 2K1-like. The transcript is spliced from 11 exons. The record is from RefSeq and is a predicted model, not a curated record. Gene Ontology annotation, biological process: xenobiotic metabolic process. The coding region runs from base 307 to 1788 and encodes 493 amino acids. Gene Ontology annotation, molecular function: iron ion binding; heme binding; oxidoreductase activity, acting on paired donors, with incorporation or reduction of molecular oxygen, reduced flavin or flavoprotein as one donor, and incorporation of one atom of oxygen. NCBI's taxonomy places the organism in Eukaryota, Metazoa, Chordata, Amphibia, Anura, Ranidae. Gene Ontology annotation, cellular component: intracellular membrane-bounded organelle; cytoplasm.
UUUAGCUACACCGUAGGAUAUAUAAAUGCAAUUCAAAGUUCAGUGUGCAUUACUUCAUUUGAAAGCCAAGUGAGAACAAGGACUGCAAUAUAAUCCUUAUUUAAAAGUUCACCUGAUACUUGAGAACAUUGGGAAACGGCACUUUUUGCUUACUGAGGAAGUUCCUCUUGGAUUUCUAAUAAAGGGGAGAUAGAGAGAUUUUUCUACUUACAUUUAUUAGGAAGUCCAAAAGAUUUGGUGAGUGUCAGUCUGAGAAGUGGGGGGUCCUACCACAUUGAUUUGAAGCAUUUUGAUGGUUCUGCAGACAUGUAUUUAACCGAUCCAGUUACAAUUGUCCUCUCUGUCAUCACUUGUGUUGUCCUGGCAAUUUUUUGGCUCAGUGAGAAGAAAAAAAAUCAUCCAAAUUAUCCUCCUGGACCACCACGCUUGCCUAUUAUUGGAAAUAUGCACAUUAUAAAUAUGAAUAAACCUUAUAAAACAUUUCACGAGCUAGCUGAGAAAUAUGGCUCAGUGUACAGUCUACAGAUAGGACCUGAGAAGAUGGUCAUAUUGUGUGGCUAUAAGACGGUAAAAGAUGCGUUGGUCAACUACGCUGAGGAGUUUUCUGGAAGACCACUUGUGCCAGUUUUUAUAGAGUCAAACAAGGGACACGGUCUUAUAUUUUCCAAUGGUAAUAACUGGAAAGCCAUGAGACGAUUUACUCUUUCUACACUGCGAGAUUUUGGGAUGGGGAAGAGAACAAUAGAAGAUAAGAUCACUGAGGAGUGCCAAAAGUUAAUAACAGUAUUUAAAGCCUACAAAGGAAAACCAUUUGAAAACACCAUGAUCAUGAAUGCUUCUGUGGCCAAUAUCAUUGUGUCCAUAUUGCUUGGCCAUCGCUUUGACUAUGAUGAUCCAAAACUUCUGAGGCUUUUGACAAUAAUCAAUGAUAAUAUCAGAAUUUUGGGCUCCCCAAUGGUUUUGUUGUACAAUGCAUUUCCAUAUCUGGUCCGAUGGUUGCCCGGGAGUCACAGACAAGUCAAUCCAAAUGUAGAGGAAAUGCACACUUUUAUCAGAGAAACCUUCACUAAUCAGAGGGAUCACCUGGAUGUCAACGAUCAGAGAAAUUUAAUUGAUGUCUUCCUUGUCAAACAAAAGGAGGAAAAGCCAAAUCCAGAUUUGUAUUUCAAUGAUACAAAUCUAACAGUUCUGGUGACAGACUUGUUUGCUGCAGGAAUGGAGACAACUUCCACCACUCUCCGAUGGGGCCUCCUGUUGAUGAUGAAAUACCCAGAAAUACAAGAAAAUGUUCAGAAGGAAAUUGAAAAAGUCAUUGGUUCUGGAGAGCCUUGCCCGAUACAUCGAAAACAAAUGCCGUAUACGGAUGCAGUUAUCCAUGAAAUCCAAAGGUUUGCCAAUAUCGUGCCAACAAAUGUUCCACAUGCCACUACCAAAGAUGUGACUUUCAAAGAAUUCUUUAUACCAAAAGGAACUCAAGUUAUUCCAUUACUGUAUUCUGUUCUACGGGACAAAGAGUACUUUGAGAAGCCGGAAGAGUUUUACCCUCAGCAUUUUCUAGACUCAGAGGGAAAACUUGUUAACAACGAUGCUUUUAUACCAUUUUCUGCAGGUAAGAGAAGUUGUGCUGGAGAAACCUUGGCUAAAAUGGAACUGUUCAUCUUCUUUACAACACUGCUACAACACUUCACCUUUCAGGCUCCACCUGGAGCAAAACUGGACCUUACAGGCGCUGUUGGCUUCACAACCCCUCCACUGAAGCAUGAGAUCUGUGCAAUUUCUCGCAAUUAAAGCAAACUGGCAGUAAAUAUAUGAAUAAUAAUUGUGGACUGGGUUUAAUCUUUUCUGAAAGAGAAUCUGUUUUUUGAUUUAUAGAAUUGUAGUUGAGAGCUCCUGUAUGAAGAUCAAAGGUCCUUUCAGAUUGGUGAAAGCUGUAUGUUUAUAAAAAAACUGAACAAGAUGAAAUAAAUGAACGAAGGAGAACAAUUA